UGUAACGCCACACCCGAACCGUACCAGAGCCACAAGAAGGUUCCUGCUGAUGCAUAACCACAUUAAAGGACAAGGAAUACAUCACGGAUAACGCUGUCUCUUGUGGAUUCAUCUUUAGCAGCUUCAUGUUUAGGACUUUUGCCUGAUGUUAUUGGAUGUUCAACAUGAGAUGGUUCAGCUCCAGCGCGGGACGGAAGGCCGCCGGGUUCCUCCUCAGCAGGAGCUCUGUCUGGUCUCAUCACUGACCUAACUGGAACCACAGUGGCCCAGCUGAGCUCAGGAUGCUCCGUCUCAGGCUUUCACCCCACAGUCUGACUUUCUAAGACACAGAAAGGAGGUUCCAGAAGCAGCAAAGAUGUCCGACCUCACUCAAGUGGCAGUUUACUCAGACACCUCAGAUGUUUACAAGAAUGUUUUCUGCAACCCUGCGUUUGAACUGGAAGGUGAAAAGGAGGAGAGAGUGGAGGGCUUUCGGACCACGUCGUCCACCCCGGAGCCAACCAAGCCUCCAGCAGCAGGACUGGUCUGGGGUCUGUUCGGAGUGUGCACCAUGCGCCUGAGGAGUCCAGGUUGUGGGUGGGGGAUGGUGGUGGUCUCCGCAGCAGCUCUGGUUCUGAUAUCAGCUCUGGUUUUGGCACUGGCCCUCAUCCUCACGCGACAAGCAGUUGAAGAACCGCUACCAAUGACUCCCACUCCGGUCCUGCCGAUCUCAGCAGAUGGCCCGUCCCAAACGCUGCCCACCUUCCUCGCCAACCAGAGUCGGCAGGACAGCACCGCCUCAGCCCGUCCUGCAACCGUCCCCUAUGAAAUAGUUUGUGGAGGAGUUUUGACCGACACGGAGGGAAUUUUCAGCUCGCCCAACCAUCCUGGCUCCUACCCUCCUAACUCUCACUGUGUGUGGGCGAUCAAGGUGCAGCCGCCGCUCAUGGUCCAGAUCCACAUCUCCACUUUGAACAUAGAGGGUCCAUUUCCUUGUCUAUUCGACUGGCUGGAGGUUCAAGAGAGCAUGGAGCAGGACACUCUGGUCACCAGGUUUUGUGGUAACGUGGCUCCCCCAACAAUGAACACCAACAGCAGCUCAGUGUGGGUGACCUUCCGCUCUGAUUUCAGCGUGGCAGGGAAGGGCUUCACAGCCCAGUACAGAGCAGUGCAGCCUGGACACAGCAGCUGCUCCAGAGAGGAGUUCAUGUGCGACGGCGGCCGCUGUCUGCUGCCCGUGUCUGUGUGUGAUGGUCAGCCAAACUGCCGGGACCAAACGGAUGAGGACAACUGCAGCCACAAACACAAAGAGUGUGGCGGGCAGAAGACUGGGCCCACUGGUUUCUUGGCCAGUCCCAACCAUCCGGGACCUUAUCCCCACCAGCAGUUGUGUGUCUGGUACAUCUCUGUGGAGGAGGGUCAUGUCAUCACGCUCAGCUUCCGGAACUUCAGCUUGGAGUCUCAGGAUGUGUGUGAGUUUGACUACGUGGAGGUGCACGAUGGUGUUAGCGCCGGGGCAGGAAGGGUUUUAGGCCGGUUUUGCAGCACGAACUUCCCGCCUGACUUGACCUCAUCUGGCCCACACAUGACGGUGGUGUUCGUGGCCGACGAGGGAGUCGCCGACAGCGGCUUCAACGCAACGUACCAGGCCGUGUCGCUGCUCGACAGAACGUGUGGUCCAAACCAGUUCUCCUGCUCUACAGGGGAGUGUCUUCACCCACAGUGGUUAUGUGACGGGUGGAACGAUUGUUCGGACGGAGCUGAUGAACAAGGCUGCGGCAACUCCACCUACCCCCCAUAUACUUCCUCGUGUGAGGUGAUCGAGGUGGAGAUGUGUCAGGGUCUCAGCUACAACCUCACCUCCUUCCCCAACAUCUGGCUGUCCAUUUCAGACCAAAGAGAAGCGUCCUUGCUCCUCAGACAGUACCGGGUAAGACUUACUGCUUCACAUUGCCCAGCAGAAAACUCCCUCUGCUGGUCUCAUCCCAGGUUCUCAUGGAGCUGGCCUGCUUCGAGCCCCUGCGCCGGUUGGUGUGUGGCCUGUUCCUUCCCCAGUGCAGCCACCAGGGCGGCGUCCUGCAGCCGUGCCGGUCGGUGUGCUCCUCCGCUGAGCAGCAGUGCAGCCACUCUCUGGACCUCUUCUCCUUCAGCUGGCCCUUUAACUGCCACCUCCUGCCAGACUCGCAGGACCCCAUGGAGUGUUCGCAACCUUAAGGAUCCAGGAAAGCAACAACACUGACCACUAGUGGGGGCUAACAGCAACAGUUUCCAGGGCAGAACACUUAAUGCCAAGUCCAGUAUAGCAUCAAUGAAAAGAUGAUCCUUAAACCAGACUUCCAAAUCUCAGGUGUCCAUUUACAUCCGUAAAACUCAAACACAUAAUCUUUGAAUGUAAUUGUUUUCUUGAAAUAAAUGCAGCAAUGUUUUUUUCAGGAAAUGCAUACCUCCAUGUCAUGUUAUUAUUUGCUAACCAUUACUAUUGCGAAAUACGUUCCAGCCGCAGAGGCGACAUAACUUUGUCCAACCCCUGUAUGACUGAAAAAGGAAAAUAAAAAUUGAUAUA
Messenger RNA from Synchiropus splendidus (mandarinfish), 2542 nucleotides. It is a transcript of the gene mfrp, whose product is annotated as membrane frizzled-related protein. The transcript has 12 exons. Gene Ontology annotation, molecular function: protein binding. Bases 356 to 2218 code for a protein of 620 amino acids. The record is from RefSeq and is a predicted model, not a curated record. Lineage: Eukaryota; Metazoa; Chordata; Actinopteri; Syngnathiformes; Callionymidae.